Molecule: messenger RNA, 1373 nt
Organism: Asparagus officinalis (garden asparagus)
Lineage: Eukaryota; Viridiplantae; Streptophyta; Magnoliopsida; Asparagales; Asparagaceae
Product: 50S ribosomal protein L5, chloroplastic
Exons: 5
Coding region: 1-1137 (378 amino acids)
Biological process (GO): translation
Cellular component (GO): ribosome; cytosolic large ribosomal subunit
Molecular function (GO): RNA binding; structural constituent of ribosome
Source: RefSeq, a predicted model, not a curated record
AUGACAAACAAAUCAGUACAGGGUGAUUAUAAGUGUCAUCAUUAUAAGACCAUCUCCAAUGGCCAACAAUCUCAACAAUUUUUUGAUGCAAUGGCAAGGCAAGUAGGAAGGCAUUUGAAAAGGAGGGGAGAGAAAGUGAGGAGAAAGUUAAAAAAAAGCAACCGUUCUCACAAGAACUGCGAAAGAUCUCAUUUCCCAGGGGCUAAAGUGCAAAAGGUUGCUCCAGUUCGGAUAACGAACCAAAUCCUCUCCCCUUGCGGGAACUCCCUUCAGUCAAUCCUCCCUCCCUUCUCUCGCGCUCUCUCCCCCUCGUUCUCGCCAAGCCCCAAUGGCGGCCUCGUUCUCCUCUCGUUCCUUAUCUCUUUCCUGCCUUCCUUCGAUCUCGCUCCCCAAUCGAGUUCCCUUCACCUUUUCUUUUUCUACUCGAGGGUCCGGCACCGGCGUGAGGGAUCGGUCACCGCUGCUCCGUGCGACUCUCCACCGAACGUCCUCGUCGACCGCGCGGAAUCGGAGAAGGCGAACCGGCUGAAGUCGGUGUACCUCGAGAAGGUCGUCCCGAUUCUCACCAACGAAUUCAGCUACAAGAAUGUUCACGAGGUGCCGAGAAUAGAGAAGAUAGUUGUGAAUUGCGGCAUGGGGGAUGCUGAGCAGAACUCCAAGGGAUUGGAGGCGGCGAUAAGGGAUUUGGCGACGAUAACGGGGCAGAGGCCGGUGAAAACCAAGGCGAAGAAUUCUAUUGCGGCUUUCAAGCUCAGAGAAGGAACUGUUGUGGGGAUUGCAGUAACUCUUCGUGGCAAUGUGAUGUACUCAUUCCUUGACCGUCUAGUCAACUUGGCCUUCCCCAGGACCAGGGAUUUCCAAGGAGUGAACCCAAACAGUUUUGAUGGGCACGGGAACUACAGUAUCGGCAUGAGGGACCAAAGUGUGUUUCCGGAGAUCAGAUAUGAAGCCCUCGGCAAGCAAAACGGGAUGGAUGUCUGCAUCACUACCACAGCGAGAACCGAUAAAGAGGCCCAGAGGCUGCUCGCCCUCCUUGGCAUGCCGUUUAGGGAGGGCAGUGGAGGCCCCACUGUUUUGAUCCGAAAGAAGAAGAAGAAGGCCAUCCACUUUGAAUCCAAGUCAAAAGGAAGAAGAUAGAGAAACAUAACACCAUCAUUUUCAUCCUCCUUGCCGUUGUCUGUUGCAGUUAGUUUGGCUUCUGUUCUCUUUUUGAUUUACAUGGUUGAGCAGUGUUUUUGCAAGAACAUAAGCAUCUGAAUGCUAAUGCGGAGGUCUCAGUCUGCUGUAAAUUGAAACUAGUGCUGGAUUGGCUGGGGAUGUUCUGUGAAUUUGGCUGGUCACCUACUUUUUUAUAUUCAUAAUAUAUUAUGCAA